This is a messenger RNA of Amborella trichopoda, 1741 nucleotides long. It is a transcript of the gene CDPMEK, whose product is annotated as 4-(cytidine 5'-phospho)-2-C-methyl-D-erithritol kinase. Lineage: Eukaryota; Viridiplantae; Streptophyta; Magnoliopsida; Amborellales; Amborellaceae. Gene Ontology annotation, biological process: terpenoid biosynthetic process. The record is from RefSeq and is a predicted model, not a curated record. Gene Ontology annotation, cellular component: chloroplast. Gene Ontology annotation, molecular function: 4-(cytidine 5'-diphospho)-2-C-methyl-D-erythritol kinase activity; ATP binding.
GACUUAUCUUCGUGGGUUUAAUCCAAGGAUUCCUUUCUUUGUCCUCAACUGCUCAGAUUCACAUGAGCAAAUGUUUUAGAGAGAGAAAGGGAGGGAGGUUUAUGCUCCUAAUUUUAUAGAGAGAGAGGGAGAGAAGAGUAUUUGUAGUUCCAACAAACCGAACUUUGUGCAGAUUCAAUUAUAAUCCAUGGCUUCAUCCUUCAACUCCCCAUUUUGCAAUCAUCUGUCCAUUUCAACACACCAACACAAGCUCACCCAGUGUAACAAAAUAACACGCCCGUCUGGAAAUUCACUGUUCUACAAUAAUGGACUCACCCCACUUCGAAAUCUAGGGCCUUACGGAUUCCAUUCUCUCGGAGCCAUGGCCUAUGGUUCCACUACUCCCAAGAAACAGAUGGAGAUAGUUUAUGAUCCAAAUGAAAGAAUAGAAAGGCUAGAAGAUGAGGUGGAUAAGGAAGCAGGACUUCAAAGGCUGUCUCUCUUUUCUCCUUGUAAGAUCAAUGUGUUUUUACGAAUAACAAGCAGGAGGCAAGAUGGAUAUCAUGAUCUGGCUUCUCUUUUCCAUGUGAUAAGUUUGGGAGAUACAAUAAAGUUCUCUUUGUCGCCUACAAAGAGCAAGGACCGCCUUUCGACAAAUGUCCCUGGAGUCCCUCUUGAUGACAAGAAUUUGAUAAUCAAGGCGCUUAAUUUGUACAGGAAAAAGACAGGAAGCGACAAGUUCUUCUGGAUCCACCUUGAUAAAAAGGUGCCUACAGGUGCUGGACUUGGCGGAGGGAGCAGUAAUGCUGCGACUGCACUAUGGGCUGCCAACCAAUUUAGUGGGUGUCUUGCUAGUGAGCAAGAUCUUCAAGAAUGGUCAGGUGAAAUAGGUUCAGAUGUUCCAUUCUUCUUCUCUCAUGGAGCAGCAUACUGUACUGGUAGAGGUGAGGCUGUUCAAGAUAUUCCUUCACCCAUACCCCUGAACACACCAAUGGUUCUUAUAAAGCCACCACAGGCAUGCCCAACUGCUGAAGUGUACAAGCACUUCCGACUUGAACAAGCAAGCGCAGCUGACCCUUUGAUCUUGCUUGAAAAGAUAUCAAAAUCAGGAAUCUCUCAAGAUGUUUGUAUUAAUGACUUGGAGCCUCCGGCAUUUCAAGUCUUACCGUCCUUGAAAAAGUUGAAACAGCGAGUUCUUGCAGCUAGCCGUGGUCGGUACGAAGCUGUUUUCAUGUCAGGAAGCCUUGAGCUGAAACCUUUUAAUGGAGUAGUCCCUCAUAUGCGAGAUCAAGCCCAUAAUAUUACUUCACCAAGUGGAAGCACAAUCGUAGGAAUUGGUGAUCCCGAACCCCCCCAAUUCAUCUAUGAUGAAGAGGAUUACCAGGACGUUUUUGUAUCCGAAGCACGCUUUCUUACUCGGCCAGAGAAGCAUUGGUACACCAAGCCCAUUUCUUAUACAGACGAAUGCUAUCAAGAAGGCGGCGAACACAAAAGGAAGAACUGAAUCCCACGUUGAAAGAAUGCAACACAUCAUUCACUUGGAGACCUUGAACUUGAUAUAAAAGAUCCCUUUGCAUGUUAGACUUUAGCCACUUGAAUGAUUCUCCAGGGGCUAAAAUCCUUUAGCAUGUUUGGUUCAUGUCUUUGCUUAUAGAAAACCCUUUUAAAAGUCUCAAUUUUAGACUGGAGAACCCAAACACAUGCAUCUUUUUGUUAGACAUGCAAUUCAUUCGUGAAGUCUACCCAUCUUACUGUUCUCUCC